AUGAUAAGAAGAAUUUUAAUAAAUAAUCAAAUUUUAAAAAGAGAUUGUAAUUCAUUUUCAAAGAUUAAAAAUUUUGAUUCAAAAAAUGAAUCAAUAUUAACAACAACAACAACCACCAAUGAAAAAACAGAUAUAAUAAAAAAAAUUAAUUUAAUUGGAAUUCAAAAAGAUGAAUUAGAAGAUAAAGUUUUAAAACUUGGAUAUCCAAAAUAUUUAAGUGAACAAAUAUGGGCAUUUAUGUAUAAUAAAGGCAUUGUGGAUAUAAAUUCAUUUGAAAGAGUAUCAAAAGAAAAAAGAGAAGAAAUAAAAUCAAAAUAUGAAGUUAAUAUAGGUGAGAUUACCAAACAUCAAUUAUCAGUAGAUGGAACUAGAAAACUUUUAAUUUCAUUUGAUGGUGCAGAAGUCGAGAGUGUGUUUAUACCCGAAGGUAAAAGAGGUACACUCUGUGUUUCAUCACAAGUUGGUUGUACAUUCGCCUGCACAUUUUGUCAUACUGGUACCCAAAAAUUCAUUAGAAAUUUAACUGCAUCAGAAAUCGUAUCACAAGUAAUAGCGACAAGACAUGUUUUAAAUGAUUUUACAGAUUCCUCAAUAAAAAGAACUCUAACUAAUAUAGUGUUUAUGGGUCAGGGUGAACCAUUUUAUAAUUAUAGAAACGUUUCAAAGGCAAUCAAAAUCAUAACUGAUCCAAAUGGUUUGGCAAUUGGUAAGAGUAAAAUCACAGUUUCAACAAGUGGUGUCGUACCUUUGAUCGAUAGACUGGGUAGUGAUUUCCCUGGUAUUGGUUUAGCAAUUUCAUUACAUAGUGCAAAUGAUAAAACUCGUUCAGAGAUUGUACCUGCAAAUAGACAAUGGCCAAUCUCUGAAUUGGUUGAAGCUUGUAUUAAAUUUUCAAAAAAUUGUAAAGAAAGAAUAACAAUCGAAUAUGUAAUGUUAAAAGGUGUAAAUGAUUCAGAACAAGAUGCUUAUGAUUUAGUUAAACUUUCAAAAUCUUUUCCAUCUUUUGUAAAUUUAAUACCUUUUAAUCCAUGGCCUGGAUCACAAUAUAAAUCUUCUUCAAAGGAAACUAUUUCCCAAUUCUCUAAAAUUUUAGAUGAUAAAGGUAUAAAGGUUACUAUUAGACAACCACGUGGUCGUGAUAUCUUGGCUGCAUGUGGCCAAUUAAAUACAGAGUCUAUAAAAGAAAUUAAUAAACCAAUCCAACCAUUGGAAAAUUUAGAUUAA
Molecule: messenger RNA, 1224 nt
Organism: Dictyostelium discoideum AX4
Lineage: Eukaryota; Evosea; Eumycetozoa; Dictyosteliales; Dictyosteliaceae
Exons: 1
Coding region: 1-1224 (407 amino acids)
Biological process (GO): rRNA base methylation; tRNA methylation; rRNA processing
Cellular component (GO): cytoplasm
Molecular function (GO): RNA methyltransferase activity; iron-sulfur cluster binding; 4 iron, 4 sulfur cluster binding
Source: RefSeq, a predicted model, not a curated record